Molecule: messenger RNA, 624 nt
Organism: Anneissia japonica
Lineage: Eukaryota; Metazoa; Echinodermata; Crinoidea; Comatulida; Comatulidae
Product: 40S ribosomal protein S12-like
Exons: 6
Coding region: 108-533 (141 amino acids)
Biological process (GO): translation
Cellular component (GO): cytosolic small ribosomal subunit; ribosome
Molecular function (GO): structural constituent of ribosome
Source: RefSeq, a predicted model, not a curated record
ACAAUUUUAGAUGUUUGUCGGUCGAAGUUGACAGAAAUACGCCCUCUUUCAAGAAAUUACUUCUUAAGUUCGGUUUGCGUACAUCGAGGACGUCCUCUCAAUUCAUAAUGUCAGAUGGGGAAGGAGAUGACGCUCCCGUAGCUGCCCCAGCAGCAGCUGGCGGCCCUAUGGAUGUCAACACGGCUCUACAAGAAGUCUUGAAAACUGCUCUCAUUCAUGAUGGACUUGCCAGAGGUCUACAUGAAGCUGCCAAAGCACUUGACAAGCGUCAAGCCCAUCUGUGCGUUUUGGCCAGCAACUGUGAUGAACCUCAGUACAAGAAGCUUGUUGAGGCUCUCUGCGCAGAGCACAACAUUGAUCUUUUGAAGGUUGAUGAUAACAAGAUGCUUGGUGAGUGGGCUGGUUUGUGCAAGAUUGACCGCGAGGGUAAAGCAAGAAAAGUGGUUGCCUGUAGCUGUGUCGUUGUCAAGGACAUCGGCAAGGAAACACCAGCCAUGGACGUAUUGACAGAAUACUUCAAGAGCCAACAUUAAACAGACAACCUAUCAUUUUAACUACAAUAAUAGUAAAGUAGUCUGUUGAAUGUAAUGUCACUGAAUAAAGAUUUCUUUUAAAGCCGUGAAA